Messenger RNA from Ylistrum balloti, 894 nucleotides. Its product is annotated as phosducin-like protein 3. Gene Ontology annotation, cellular component: cytoplasm. The transcript is spliced from 6 exons. Gene Ontology annotation, biological process: protein folding. The record is from RefSeq and is a predicted model, not a curated record. Bases 129 to 845 code for a protein of 238 amino acids. Lineage: Eukaryota; Metazoa; Mollusca; Bivalvia; Pectinida; Pectinidae.
ACACAUUUUCCAGAUUAGAUGACUAAACGUAGAUUGAGAAGUGACAGCAUCGAACAAAAUAGAUCUAUAUAUAUUUAGAAGUAUUUAAAGCAGAAAUACCCUACGACUCACACAGAAUAAUACUCAGGAUGCAGGACCCAAAUGCAGAUACAGAAUGGAAUGACAUAUUGCGAGCAAAAGGGAUUAUUCCAGAGAAGGAAAAAGAGGUAACAGAAGAUGAUGUUGUCCAUCUACUGGAACAGACUAUCCAGGAUAAAUCUAGAGGUAAAGAUUUAGGUGAUAUGUCACUAAAAGAACUAGAAGAGAAGGAAGAUGACAUAGAUGAGGAAGAAGAAAGAAUAUUUGAAGCUUACAGGAGACAAAGAAUGGCAGAAAUGAAAGCAGCAGCAGCUAAAUCCAAGUUUGGGAGUGUGCUGGAGAUCACAAAGGAAGACUGGGUCAGGGAAAUCAACAAGGCUGGAGAUGGAAUCUGGGUAGUCCUUCAUGUCUACAAACCAGGAAUUCCAUUGUGUACACUAUUAAAUCAACAUAUGGCCGAAUUAGCAAGAAAAUUCCCAGAUGUUAAAUUUGUGAAAAGUGUAUCGAGUGUAUGCAUUCCUAAUUAUCCAGACAAAAACUUACCUACUGUUUUUGUGUACCAUGAAAGUGAUAUGAAGAAACAAUGGGUGGGACCACAUAAUUUUGGAGGAAUGAACUUUAAGAGAGAUGAAUUUGAAUGGAUGUUAUCACAAAAUGGAGUAUUAAAAACAGAGCUUGAAGGGCCCCCCAGACAGGGGGUGGAUGAUGUGAUGAGUCGUGCCAUGAGGGAGAGUGCAAUAGACAGUGACGAUGAAAACGAUUGGUAGAACAUAUAUGCAGCAUAGAUUUUUUAAAUAAAUUUUAUAUUAAUCACAA